UGUUCAGUUGCGAUGAUUCUGCCGGCUUGUGUUAUAGGUGAGCUCUGUAAUUUGAUUACGCUGGAUGUAGCCCACAACCAACUGGAGCACCUUCCUAAAGAGAUCGGCAAUUGCACUCAGAUCACCAACCUUGACCUGCAGCACAACGAACUUCUUGACCUACCUGAGACUAUAGGUAACUUAUCAAGUAUAAACCGUCUGGGUCUGAGGUACAACCGUCUAUCAGCGAUCCCUCGAUCUUUAUCAAAGUGCCGAGAGCUGGAGGAACUCAACCUUGAAAAUAACAACAUCUCAGUGUUACCAGAAGGUCUUCUCUCCAGUCUGGUGAACCUGACGAAUCUGACGCUGGCGCGAAACUGUUUCCAGUCUUACCCAGCGGGUGGCCCAUCCCAGUUCUCCACCAUCUACUCACUCAACAUGGAGCACAACCGUAUCAACAAGAUCCCUUUUGGCAUCUUCUCCCGAGCCAAAGUGCUCAGCAAGCUCAAUAUGAAGGACAACCAGUUAACGUCUCUUCCGCUGGAUUUUGGGACGUGGACCAGUAUGGUAGAGCUGAACCUGGCAACAAACCAGCUUACCAAGGUUCCAGAGGAUAUCUGUGGACUUGUGUCUUUAGAGGUCCUCAUAUUGUCCAACAAUCUUUUGAAGAAGUUGCCUCAUGGAAUAGGAAACUUACGGAAACUGCGAGAGCUUGACCUGGAGGAGAACAAACUGGAGUCCCUCCCGAAUGAGAUUGCCUACCUUAAGGAUCUGCAGAAACUUGUGUUGACCAAUAAUCAGCUGACCACUUUGCCAAGAGGAAUCGGUCACCUGACCAACCUGACGUACCUGGGCUUGGGAGAGAACCUGCUGCAGCACCUACCUGAGGAGAUCGGUACACUGGAGAACCUGGAGGACCUGUACCUGAAUGACAACCCCAACCUGCACAGUCUGCCGUUCGAGCUGGCGCUCUGCAGUAAGCUAUCCAUCAUGAGCAUAGAGAACUGUCCCCUCAGUCACCUCCCGCCGCAGAUCGUCGCCGGAGGCCCUUCCUUCAUCAUCCAGUUCCUCAAGAUGCAGGGUCCCUACCGUGCCAUGGUCUGAGAUGGCUCACACACUGUACAAAGAGGAACCUGAAUCGCCACACGACGUUAAUUUCGUCGUCAUUAUAUCUCGGACAAGAAGCGGCUUAACUGGGUUCCAAUCGAUGGAGGAAUCAUAGCCAGUUAGGUCCCCUUUACCCCCGUAGUAAACAAUGUCUAGACUUCAGUUGCCAAAAUUAAUGUACAUUAGUGAUUCUGAAGAGGCGCUCUUAAAAGGUUUCAGUCAUUUUGCCAAUUUAUUGAAAGUCAUUAUAAAGAUUUUGACGCCAGGAAACAGUUGUAUGCAAAAACAAAACAUUUUUACAAGUUAAUUUUUGCUGCUGCUGCCGCCGCCAUACUGUAUGCGAGAUUUUUUUUUCUUAUCAUCCCACAACCAAAAUAAUUUUAUUGUACAGAGGACCUGUUUGGAAGCAGUGAACAAAUUUGUAGUUCUUUUUUUUAUUAUUAUUAUUAUUAUUAUUAUUAAUCGUUGUUCUAGAAUUGUGCCAAUCCAGUGCAGUUGGGUGGUUUGUGUCUGAACAUUAUUAUCCAAGAAGUUUUUAAUACAAAAAGGCUGAAUUUACAAAAGUAUAAUUUAUUCCGUAAUUCCUUUUCAUUGUUGUUGAUCAUUUUAUCGCUCCCGUUUUUAAAUAGUCACUCCUCUUCGCUAUCGGGACGUGUUGCUGCGCUUGACAUUUUAAAAUUAAUCCGCAAUCUUUUUUUCUGCGAAAUAGUGAAGCAACAAAUGAAUCAAAAAUAGUUUUUAAUAGCAAUCAGGUCAUGGGUUUAGUGAGCUAGGUGCGGGUCUGGUUUCGUGGGUCUCUCUUCUGGACGUGGGGUUUGUGAUUGUUUACUUGUUUGCCAUAUCCACAGUGUUGCGCUCUGCUUGUGUCCUAUCGGUGAGAGUCGCAUCUACAUAUCAGGUGCUAGCAGUUAAAGGCCCACGUUUACUGUGAGGAAUGCCAAACACCCAUUCAACAUCACUUCCGUCCUUUUUUUUACUGUGCAUUUCAAGGAUUUCCUGGUCGGUGUCAUCGGACCGGUUUUAAACCCCAUGAUUUUUGGUCUUAAAUUCACAGAAUAUUAAACAAUGGUUACAGUUUUUUGCACCGUUUGACCCACAUACUUAUGCUGCUGCUUUUAAUGCACUUUGUAUUGAUAUUUGGCAUCCUCCUCAAGUAAAAGGGUCACGAUAUUUCAUGUUACCGAUUAAACGUAUGGAAGGGGGCAUUUAUUAUUAUUAUUAUUAUUAUUAUUAUUUCUGAAGUAUUUUAUCUUUUAUUUUAAUUCUCUAUCAUGUAUAUUUUAUAACAGUGAAUGAAAAAUUUGCCUCAGCAAAUUCGAACGAUAACAUGCUAUUAAGAAUCUUUUUUUCAAGGCUUUGACGCUAUUUCUCUUUAUUAAAUGUUUUGAUUUAAACUUCUGACUUAGUUUGUGUUUCUAUAUGUUUAAAAAUUCAAAUGGUGCAGAUCAAGUAUUGCAAUUAAAAACCCAAAUGUUUCCAUUAUAUGAAUUGCGAACAUUUUUUUUAUUUCAC
This is a messenger RNA of Sinocyclocheilus grahami, 2598 nucleotides long. RefSeq names its product leucine-rich repeat protein SHOC-2. Lineage: Eukaryota; Metazoa; Chordata; Actinopteri; Cypriniformes; Cyprinidae. The coding region runs from base 13 to 1083 and encodes 356 amino acids. Gene Ontology annotation, cellular component: cytoplasm. The record is from RefSeq and is a predicted model, not a curated record. Gene Ontology annotation, molecular function: protein binding. The transcript has 7 exons.